Bipolaris maydis ATCC 48331 is the source of this 1014-nucleotide messenger RNA. RefSeq lists its product as uncharacterized. Lineage: Eukaryota; Fungi; Ascomycota; Dothideomycetes; Pleosporales; Pleosporaceae. The record is from RefSeq and is a predicted model, not a curated record.
CUCCAUGACCGGUGCCGUCAUCAUCACCGCUAUGCUGUGCUUCGCCCUCGUCCUCCUCUAGGCCCCCGGCUUCAUCCCCCGCAUCCUCUGCACGCGCCGUACCCACGCCACUCCCACGCUUGCAACCCUUUUGCUCUGGUCUCUUGUCUGCGCCUUUUAUCUACUACUUCAAAUCGCGCACUCCCACUCCCGCCUGUCCUUCAAGGCCCCCGCUGCGAGCCCUCAACGCCACACCCUCGACUUCUCCACACAUCCCCUCCCACCAUGACGCGAAGAACAGUCUACGCCGCCGGCCUCGUCCUCACCUUGGCCUGCACCGUCAUGACCAUUGCAAGCAUCUCGAUGCCGCGCUGGGUCAGUUACAGCCCCAACGGCGAGCGCGAAUACUCGUAUGGCCUCCACACUCGCUGCUCGGCCAUCACAGGCACCUGUGUUUCCUUUCCCAAGUCGAGCGACUGCACAAAAGAUCCCUCAUUCUGCAACAUGUGGCGCACAGUUGGCUUCCUGACCUCCUUUGGUGUUGUCGUUGAGCUUUGCGCAAUCGUCGCUUUUGUCGUCAUCAUUUCUGGUGGUGUCCAGCGCAGGGCCGCUGGCUGGCAAGUUGCUGUCGGUGUCUUGACCUUUAGCGCCAUUGUCCAGUGUGCUGGCAUGGCUAUAGUCGCUUUCCUCUUUGACCAUGACGAUCGCUUCUGGAACGGCUGGCAUCUCGAUCUCUCCUGGUCUCUGUGCACUGCCAGCUGGACCAUCCUCAUCCUGACAUCCAUUGGCAUUGCCGCUUCCGCCUUUUAUCUGCCUGCCGAGGGCGACUACGAGCUCAUUCCCGAAGACUACUACGGUCCUCCAGACGAUCGGCUUCUUUCGCGCAUUUCGGCUUGGGACAACGGUUUCAAGGGCCCAGACUCCGGAAUGCAGUACAGCUAUCAGCGGGAUCAGGAUAGCAUGAGUGAUGUUGUCAGCAUCGCCGCCAGUAGCAUUGCUGCGAGCCAUAGACGGGAAAGUGAUGUUAGGAAAUAA